UCUAUGCUUAUUUGUUCUAUGUGCUGUGGUUUUAGUCGGUCCUUACUUAGUGAAUUAUUUUAAUAUUUGUAAGGUUGAAAGUGAAUAAACCAUUUAGAUUUAUAUUUAAUUUAUUAGUUACGUCUAAAGUUAUAUAUUUUGUCUCGGCGUUGUUUAUUUUUCGUGUUAUAUUUAUGCCAUGUCUUCCUACGUAGAUAUGAGUUUGGAAGAUAUUAUUCAAAAGAAAAAAAGAGAUAGACCUACAAAAUUACAAAAAUCACCAAUGAAGAUGAAUAGAGGGAAACAACGUACACAGAAUUUUAAAUUGCCACUUAACGAUGCUAGAAAUAAAAUUAUAUCUAAGAAAAGGACCCAAAUAUCAGAUGCACGAGAAAAGUUAGCUGAACUAGCAAAACAAAAAGAUGCUCGAUUGAAACUAGAUCUGCUUCGAAAAAAAAGAGCUCAACUUCAAGGAAGAAACAAUUUUCAAUCUCAUGGCAAAUUUAUUAGGACUAUCUCCAAUAAAGAAAGAGUUUUCAUGGAUUCCUCUAGACAGGUGGUAUCACAACCUCUUAGCCACUCCAGGAUUUCAUCCCGACGUCAAAUUAAUAACAAAAAGUUUAUGGAGAAUCAUUCAUUUGAGUCCAAAUUCAGAAGUGAAAUACCAAGACCAAAACCAAUAGUUAGAACUGUUGAGAAUGACAUAGAAUUGAUUGAUGACCCCAUGGGCGAAGAGCCAAUGCCUUCAAAAAUUACCGACUCCAACAGAAAAGCGAGUAUGCAACUGAGAAUAAUUGCUCACAAUAUUGAUUCCAGGGAUAACAAAAGUUCAAUAAUGCAUCGAACUAUGUUAGCAGAAAAAGAAAGAAGUCCACCCAGACCUCCAUCAAUCCUUAAAAAAAGACCUAUGGCAGCUCUGAGAAAUGAUAAGAAAACGGAAAAAAAUGAAAAACCCAUUCUUGAAUACAGAAUAAUUGUGAGCAACCUGCGAAAUACUGUUACUGGAGGGGAUAUAGAAGAAUUAUUUGGAGAUGUUGGUGGGAUGCUAGAAUCACGCUUGGUACGUCCUGGUACGGCAGAGGUUAUUUAUAAAACAUUGGAAGACGCACAGAGAGCUGUAGACCUAUAUCACAAUCGACAACUGGAUGGUCAGCCAAUGAAUUGUCUCCUAGUGACACCUCGCUCACCCACAAUGCCAUCAAGGAGCAAUACAAAGCCAGCACUAUAUAGUACUAAUUCUAAUGUAGAACCGGAUAUAUCUACCUUCCACAAGGUGCUAUUCAGCAAUUUGUAAAAACAUCAAAUCACAUCAUAAUAUCAUGUACCUCUCUUAAAAUUAAAAUACCUAAAUACUAUUAUAAUAAUAAUUGUAUGAACUGAUAACAGUUAUUAUAUUAUUUUAUGUUCUGAAUAAGUUAUUAUUAAGUUAAAAUUGUGGUAAAUAAUUUAAAUAUGUGGUCUAGAUUUUAGUGUCCGACCGAAACAGAUGUUUGUUACUGUAUCACACUUAAACGGCUGAAUGAAUUUCGUACACUGGUAGGUGAUAUCCUAACUUAACACAUAGAAUAUACUGUUUAAUUCAUGUAGAUAAAGCCGCGUAAAACAACUAGAUUUAUUUAAUUGAAAAUGUGUAUUCAUUAAAGCACAAUUAUAAAUUCACUAUUUCCUGCAGCUUUCCCCAUGUGUAUUAGUAUAUAAAGUAGGAUUUGUUAAGAUAAAACCUAUCCAUGUACCGAAUUUUAUUCAAAUCCAUGCAACCAUUUAAGCAUUGUUGAGUAAUGAACAUACAAUCAUCCAAAUAUCCUUACAAAUUUGCACAUUUGUAAUAUUAAACUAGUAUUACUUUAUUCAAAAUUCAAAUAAGAAAUAUUUAUAAAGGGUAAGCAUUUAUUUUAAUAAAAAAAUUACCAACUAAAAAUACCAAGAUUGGUAUUUUAUUUUGAAUUCAUAUCAUAGAAUAAAAGAGUUAUUAUAAUAUAUACGGGAAAAAUCGCUGUAUAAAAUGUCCCGGUAUAAAAUGGGCUACCCCUUCCUUUCUCGUAGGUGUCGUAAGAGGCGACUAAGGGAACUUAUGAUGGAGAAAUAGGCAGUAGCGUCUCUCUUAAAACAGCUGUAAAAACCUAACUACGGUUGCCAACCCGCCUGCCAAGCGUGGCGACAACUAGCAAAAUUCCCUUUAUGGGUAAGGCUUAUGUUCAGCAGUGGACAAUUAACGGCUGAAAGUAAUAAUAAAUUUUCUGUAAAAAAUCCUGUAAAACAGGUAAAAACAUAAACCUCUUAAAACAUCACCAAAAGCCAAAUUGCGGUCGCCAACCCUUGUGGGGGGUAUUCAGCAGUCGACAGUUAACUACUGAUACAACAUACAGAAAAAAAGCAAGUUUGUAAAUUAAUUUUAUUAAAUAAAAUUCGAAGGUAGACUGUAAUAAGAUUGUCAGACACCGCAACGCUAAUAGAUGAGCUAUCAAAUGUGUACCGUCAUGUAAGGUAGGGGAAAUUACAAAUAUCCUUAAAUAAGUUGUCGAACCUAGUUUCGGUUUCGGACGUAAUUUUAGUAAAUUUUUAAACUAACAUAACCAAAAGACAUAGUGGAAUCGAAAAUGGAAGUUUGGUCGGAUCGGGCACUACUAUAAUUUCUUUGACUAUCUUUCAUAAAGUCGGCGUUCAGACUUUUGUACAAUUAAAAGUUCGAUUCAUCUUUAGCUCUAAACUAUAAAGACACCUUAUAAUUUGUCAUUUGGAUAAAAUAAACUAUUUAUCCAAAUAUUUGUAUACUAUUUGCGAAGUUUAAAUUUCUAUUCUCUAAAAAUAAUAUGUGUUUAGUUGCAAUGUUACUUUAUUAAAUAAUUAAUUUAUGUAAUACUGUGUUCGUUUUUAUUUAUAAAUGAGAAGACAUCAUUAAUCUUCAUUAACAUCUAAAUAUAAUCUAAGCGUCUAGUGUACUGUCUAUGUAGAUGUUUCAUAAUAUAAAUCAGAGAUUUCUGUUGAAUUUCAAUGUUGUAUUGUUGAAUGUAAAUGAAAUAAAUUUAUGAACGCCGAAA
This is a messenger RNA of Galleria mellonella (greater wax moth), 3017 nucleotides long. It is a transcript of the gene Poldip3, whose product is annotated as polymerase delta-interacting protein 3-like. Gene Ontology annotation, molecular function: mRNA binding. Gene Ontology annotation, cellular component: nucleus. Bases 179 to 1273 code for a protein of 364 amino acids. The record is from RefSeq and is a predicted model, not a curated record. Gene Ontology annotation, biological process: mRNA export from nucleus. Lineage: Eukaryota; Metazoa; Arthropoda; Insecta; Lepidoptera; Pyralidae. The transcript is spliced from 8 exons.